This is a messenger RNA of Symbiodinium sp. CCMP2456, 4011 nucleotides long. Lineage: Eukaryota; Dinophyceae; Suessiales; Symbiodiniaceae. The record is from the annotation of a GenBank genome assembly.
AUGGCGCAGCUUCGUUUCGCCGCGCUUUGUCUACUCGCCUUGGGACAUGCCGGCUUCGCCUUCAUCUUGCUGAUCAUCCUUCUCCUCCGGCUGUGGGAAGGUGAUGUGCUGGUCCAGUGUGGCUUUGGAGGUCGGCCCUAUGUGGACUUCAAAUGCAUCUGUGGAGGAACACUGCCUUACAUCUGCUGGAUCUCAGAGAGCUUCAAUGGCAUCUGGGGCGACGGCGAAGGCAUGGAACCACGCGUAGUGUGGCAAUCUUGGCUUUGGUUGAUUCUGUCACUGGGUCCUGCAGCAGAGGGCUCCGUACUGAUCCGAGCGCGGGAAUGCUGGCGCGACAUCUUCGUCGGUACCAUGAGCUGGGGCUACUUGCUGUUAGCCCUGCUGCCAGACACGUUGCCAGGCGACUACCUUUGGCUUCACUCCGGGACCGCAUUGCUGGCGCUGGGGACAGCCUUUCUCUUCCAGUUCCUUCUGCCCUGGCGCUGCCUAGGCAUGACGCUGAUGGCCUACGUUGGCUACUACUUUAUGCUCAGCGAGUUUGCGAUUUUGCAGGGCGCGAGCCGACACUUCACAUACGACUGGACCUUCACCCCUGGGGUGCUAAUGGAACCUGGGUCCCUGGUAAUGGUGAUUUUGGAAUGGACCUUGGCCUUUGGUGCAAUCACCGUUGUGAUCACGUACUGCUGUCAUGAGGCCAAGAAGGUUUGCGGUGAGUUGAGGGAGGAGCCCAGGGAGGUUCUUGCCAAGGAAGGGUACAUGUAUGUGUCCGAGUCGGAAGUCGUGGCCCGAUGCCUCGCAAACAGGGUGGCCCAGAAGGACAGCUUGGCCAUCGAACUGUCAGUGCAAUGCACGGCAGCGGAGCUGUUGCGUACAGAGGUCGCCGUCCUUCUUUGCCGGAGAAGCCAGCGAAGGGUCCGUGCAGAUGUCUUCCACACCUGGCGAACCCGGUGUAAGAGGCGAGUCGAGACUCGAAUCGAGGUGGCCAACCCAUCCCUUCGAGAGGAGAAUGCGCUGCGCUGCGGGACCCUUCUCUGCUUUUUCCUGUCCAGCACACUCAAGCAGAAAGUGAUAAACCACUGGCGCUUGGCCAUGCAGAGGGAACGGCGGCAGCCGAAACUGGACGUGCGAGCUUUCCGCGCUUGGCGGCUGCAGCUCUACUUGUGGGCCUGGCAUGCAGCCGCUGUGUCUCAACAAGGCGGGGCCCCUGCGGCCUCCCUUCGCCUGGUGGCUCUCCUCCGAACGCGGCGGCGGAAGGACCUGCUCUCAACAGCCUGGGCAGGCUGGCAGGUGGGCUCCACGGAAGUGGCCCGCGUGCGGUCAAGAGCAGCCGAUGCUCUGUCCACUCUGCGAAGAUUUGACUUGGCCUACGCUAUCCUGCAGGCCUGGCACGGCGCCUUGGUCUUCGCCAACAUCCAGCGGAGCGUCGAAACUCCAAGAGAGCUCCAAGAGCCGGUCUGCCUGAGACCACAGAGUGCCGUGUUUCAGCCGGUGCUCACGGCCUAUGCAAGGACGCCACCCGUGCCCGUAACGGAGCCUGUCACGACUCUGGCAGAGCCUGCGACCCGAGCUCUCCGCCGCGAACCGCGGAAUUUGGAGAUCCCUUCUUUCGCCAGGACGAUGUCCAGUCUCCUGUGGUGCUGGCGGCGCCUGGCUGCAGCUGGGAAGCUCCAGCGAGCGAGGAGCGAAGGGGUUCUGCGGAAUCAGCGCGCCUGGCUGGUCUUUGCGCUGGAGUCCUGGCGAAGGGCGGUGCUCCUCAGCAAGGUUGCGGAGGUGAAGCAGCGGCUCUCCAACCGCUCCUUCGGGCUCCUCCUCCUCUCGAGUCGGAGGGGCCUGGCGGCGGCCAGCUGGCACUGCUGGCGCUGCGCCGUGCUGCUGCUCUCCUUGGACCGCCGGGCCCUCCGCGCCGCUUCGCAGCUUGCGCGGCUCGGGGCCCGGACGAAGGAGGCCUUGCGCGGUGCUUUUCGCUGCUCUUUGGUCUUGGUGCUGCUUCGAGCCUGGCAUUGGCUGGUUUCUGCUGGCAAGCUGCACUACAGCCGUGGGAGGCUUCAAGGAGAACUGGCCAUCGCUGUAACCCGCGGCCAGGCCUUGGAGCGGCGUUGCUCGUCGCUGGGUCGCGAAGCCGACGGUCUCCUUUUGCUCAGCGCUUUGGGCCGCUGGCGGGGCCACGUGCGAGCCUUUCGCGUGCUCAGACGGAGCGGGCUGGCCUUCCUCGCGCGCCAGCCGCCGCGGCCUCCUGUCCAGGAGGCCUUCCUGCUUUGGCGGCUGCUGGCAAGGCAGGCACGUGAUGCGGAGGCCGCCCUUCAAAACUCCGCAGCCGAAGUGCGGCAAUCUUGCCGUGAUGCCACCCGCAGGUGUUUGGUCUCCAUGGCUGUCCUCCGUGCCUGGCACGCUCUCGUCACAGAUGCGCGGCACCUGAUGCAGACGGUUGCCCAGAGGAAGGACGUCGAGGUGCUCCUGGAGUCUCAGAAACAACGGGCGUUGCUGCUACUGGGUGGUCGGCAGACGCAGCGGCCGCUACUUCGGAUCCUUCGUGUCUGGAACGGGUUGAGUCGGGAACGUCAUUGGCGUCUUCGCAUCGUGCAGUUGGUUUACACCAGCCUUCUCUCGCAGUCCACGGCAGCCCUGCGGCACUGUUGGAACCUCUGGCGAAGCCGACUACACCAGAAGAGCUGUCAACGGGAUUGCGUGAACUUCUUGCAAGGCGGGACAGAUGCGCUCACGUGGUGCUGGCGCACGCCGGGCAGAGGCGCUGCACGAAAGCUCUGGGCCUCUCACGCCACGUGGAGGAGGGGUCUUUGCCAAGCAGCUUCCAUGCCUGGCGAACUCAGUAAGUUAGUGCGAGCCGCUGGCACUCGCAGCAACAUGAUGCCAUCGCUAGACGCGGGAACCACCACGCUCCUGUUCCGGACGGCCAGGCCGGUAACCAGCAAUGAGUUCCUGCAGCACAUCGCAAGUGUGUGCGGCUUCGGUGGCCGGCGCCCCUUCGAUUUCGUGUAUUUGCCAUGGCCUCGCCUGGUCAUCAUCAAUUUCUCAAGCCAUCAGAUUUGCAGAGAAGCCGCGGGUGCAAUGCUCGUCGACAAGAGUUACAUCACAAAAGUGCAAUCGGCAGCCUACCAGGGUCUCGUAGCGAACUUGGCGACUUUCUGUGCCAAAGGGAAGAAGGGCUCGGAGAGCAGCAAGCUCCCGCGCAUCUUCCUAGACGGAAGAGAGGUUUCCUUUGACUUCGCCGUGGCUUCCUUCUUAACGGAGGACGAGGUCCAGCAACAGAAAGAAGCUUUGAAGACUGAGAGCAAGGCGAAAGCUGAGAAGAAGCGGGGCAAGGCAGAGUCCACAAGCACUCACGGAGCAGCGAAUACGGAGAAUGUGUUCUUCCCUCCUGCUCCGGAGCCUGGGACCAUGACUGAGCCGUCUGCUUCCCAUCCUUCGUCAAGCACAACCAGUAACCAGGGGCCUCCUGUUUCACAAUUCGUGGCUCCCCAACGUGCAGAUCAGAGUUCCUGCUAUGUAUCGGCUUCUUGGAAGGAAGGAGACAGCUUCUUGAGACUGGCGGAGCGGCUUCGGGGCCUCCGCGGCUUCCUCGAAAGCUCCAGCGCUGUUUCCGGCCGCCUUCUGCUGGCCUUCGCCCUCCGCAGCUGGCGCCUGGCACCUGAAGCGAUGCGGGAGCAGAGGCGACUCCUGGAAGCUCGAAGUGCGGCUGUGCAGGAAAUCCUGCUCCGCCGGUUCCUUGGCGCUUGGCGCCGCGGCGUGCUCUCGCAGCACCGCUCCAGGCUCGCGGAGCUCGCGGAGGUGUCGCGGAGGCACCAGGAAGGUCUGGCGAAGAUGCUGUCCAAGCGCGACGAGCAGAUGCGCAGCUUGGGCGUCGUCCCCUGGCUUUCAGGCCGACCGAUCGAGACUUCUGGUCCGCUGGUCAAGCUCAUGCUUGCAAGAUGGCGGGGCUGGGCCCUUCAGGUAUCUGGAGACAGACGGCAACUCGUCCGGUCAGGUUCAAUCGUGUGUUUUGCAAGGAAGUAA